Molecule: messenger RNA, 2250 nt
Organism: Leptopilina boulardi
Lineage: Eukaryota; Metazoa; Arthropoda; Insecta; Hymenoptera; Figitidae
Product: thioredoxin, mitochondrial
Exons: 3
Coding region: 890-1303 (137 amino acids)
Cellular component (GO): cytoplasm
Molecular function (GO): oxidoreductase activity, acting on a sulfur group of donors, disulfide as acceptor
Source: RefSeq, a predicted model, not a curated record
AAAUAAUUAAUUAAAUUUCAUUAAUUAAAUGAGUUUUUCAAAAAAAAAAGUAAACAAAUUAGAAAAACAAUUUAUUUGGUAUUUUUUAACAGUUGCAACUACUUUUUGUUUGCUUUUUCCGGUGAAAUAUACCUGUAUAGUAUUUAUUUUAAAUACAUAAAAUAUAUUGUUUUUAUUAAAUUGGAAGAAAGAAACAAUUUUCUUUUUUCAAUUUUUGUACAAAAAAAUUAUUGCUGAUCGAAAGAUUUGUAUUAUUUAAAAAAAAUCUAUACAUUUGUGAUAAUCUGGGAAAAUAAAUUUUAAAAGGUAAUGACCACUUUUGUAUUAGGUGUUGGCGUUGGGCUUUUUGUAAUAACAUGCCUUUGGUUUUUUUCGGCAUUAAUUUUUCUAAUUUCAUUGAGAAUUAAUAAAAAAGUUGGGUUUGCCGUGAUUAUUAUUGCUGCAAUUAUAACAGUCAUAUUGAUAAGUGUUCCUCGUGCUUCAGAAAGUCCAAAAUUAUUUGAAGACAAGCCAUACGACCAUUUAUUUAUCUGGCGUUUAAUAUUGCUAAUAUUAAUAGCAGCGUCAUCAAUUGUAGGACUAGUAGGAUAUAUUAAAUUUGAAUUAAUGGAACCAAUUCGACCAGUUCGUGUAACAAGUUGGAUUUAUUAAAUUCAACAAAAAAAAAAAAAAAUUAUCAAUUAACUAGAAUUAAGAUUAACGACUGCUCUAAAAAAAUAUAUAUAUAUAAAAAUAAGAAAAAUAUUCUUAAAUCAACUUAAAACACCAAUUUCUUCUUGUCAAUUCUCGCAUUGUCAACGACUCUAUUUUCUGAAACUUUAUCUAACUCGAUAAAAUAUUUAAAUCUUUGAAAUUUUUGAUAUAGAUAUAAAUCUAUUAAAAAAAAAAAAUGCUGUCAAAUUUUAGAAGCGUCGUUCAACAAACAGUGCGCGGUAUUUCUUUAUUAAGUCGUGUGAAUAAAAAAUUCACAAUUAAAGACAAUAAUGAAUUUGUAGAUAAAGUGUUAAACAGUCGUGUACCCGUGAUAGUAACAUUUCAUGCCGAAUGGUGUGAUCCAUGUAAAAUAUUGACGCCAAAACUUGAGGAAUUAGUUGAACCAUUAAAUGAUUUGCAUUUAGCAAUUGUUGAUGUUGAAUCAAAUCCCGAAUUGGUUCAUACAUUUGAAGUUAAAGCUGUACCUGCUGUUAUUGCCGUUUCAAAUGGACUUGUUGUCGAUAAAUUCAUUGGUUUAGUUGAAGCCAAUAUGAUAGAGAAUUUAAUACAAAAACUUCUCAAAAAAGACUCGAAAGAUCAAAAAACCUAGUCAUUAUAAUGCUUUUUAAACAUUGAUAACUUAAAUUAUGUAUAAAUCUAUAAUUAUAAAUAUGGGAAAUUUCGUGUAUCAUUUUCAUUUGAAAAAAAAGAAAAUUUUAUCGAUCGGAAUCAUAAUAAAUCAGUCAUAAUUUCAAAUUUUCGAUAUUAAGACUGUUGACAAUUUUUUUUCUGACAAUAUUGAGUAUUUAAAAUUGUAAUAUACUAUAGGAAAUUGAAAAACAAUUAAUUCAUUAAUAAUUUUUUUUUAAAAUAAAACUCGAAAUCUUCAAAAAUUAAAAAUUUUAAAUUGUGUCGCAAUUUUUAUUAUUUUUCAUUGCUGAUUUUUUUAUACACUUUUUUCAUGAUUCUAAACAAUCAAUCGUAUGGAUUUUGAAAAAAUUCAAUUUUUGCAAAAAAUAAAAUUUCUGAAAAAUAAAAAAAAAUUACUUUUUUUUAUUUUUCAUUUUAAAUUGUUACCCCUAAACGAAAUCAAUUAUUUUUCAUUUAAAUUUUAUCAAUUAUUCCUUAAAAAUUUAAUUUCUUUUAGAAUUUUUAUUAUUUUUUAUCGGUAAAUUUUUUUUUGUAGGCGCUUUUUUCAUGAUUCUGAAUAAUCAAUCGUAUGGAUUUUUAAAAAUUUUAAUAUUUUCAAAAAAUAAAAUUUCUAAAAUGGUCAAAAGAAUUUUUUUUUUUUUUAAUUUUGAUAAUUCACAAUAACUUUAGAUCCCAAAUAAUGCCAGAAAAAAAAAAUUGACACCCCUUAACAACAUUAAUUUGAACUCUUUGAAGUUAAUCUUAUUUAAAAAAAAAUUAUUUUAAAACUAUUUUUCAUACACGUAUAAAAAAUUAUGAAAAUUUUUCCGUUUUUAAAAAAUUAUAAAAUUCUACUUUUAAAAUGAAAAUGACGCAUGCAAUAUCCGAUACGAUAAAAAAACUUGCCUUCUCUAAAAAAAAUAAAAA